GUCCACUACAGGUAAACAGUGGACUUUGCUUCAAAGUAAUUCAUUACCGAUCGAUAGAACUAAGCAAAGAAUAAUACCAUGGCCAAUAGCCACAUGAAUAAAGGAUAUGAAAUGCAUCCUCCACCACAACAAAUGAUUGACCGACAUGAACAGUCUCAUCCACAGCAUAUGACGGGAGAACAUGGACAUUCUCAUCCACAGCAUAUGAUGGGCGGACAUGGACAAUUUCAUCCGCCGCAACAGCAACAGCAGCAACAACAAACUACUGUGAUCAUCCAACAACCAACCGUACAGACAAACCCAUUACUAAUCGGCACUAUACAUGGAACCAGGGAAUGGUCAACUGGACUUUUUGAGUGUUGUACAGAUGUUGGAAAUUGUAUGUUUGUAUAUUUUUGCUAUUGCUGCGCAAUGUCAACGAUUGUAACACGCUUAGGGGAAAGUUGCUGUACAAGUUGUUGUGUACCGUGUGCAGAAAUUGGAAUCCGAACUAGAGUAAGGACUCUUGGCGGAAUCAGGGGUAGCAUGUGUGGUGACUGCAUGACCAUAGCAUUCUGUACGUUGUGUGCAACCUGUCAGGAACACAGAGAAUUAAAUGCUAUGGGACUAUAAAGAUUUGAACUGUUGGAACAAUGCACAAAUUAUGUAUACA
This is a messenger RNA of Mytilus trossulus (common blue mussel), 652 nucleotides long. RefSeq names its product placenta-specific gene 8 protein-like. The transcript is spliced from 4 exons. Bases 79 to 612 code for a protein of 177 amino acids. The record is from RefSeq and is a predicted model, not a curated record. Lineage: Eukaryota; Metazoa; Mollusca; Bivalvia; Mytilida; Mytilidae.